Fopius arisanus is the source of this 2871-nucleotide messenger RNA. It is a transcript of the gene ZC3H3, whose product is annotated as Zinc finger CCCH domain-containing protein 3. The coding region runs from base 446 to 2212 and encodes 588 amino acids. The transcript is spliced from 6 exons. Lineage: Eukaryota; Metazoa; Arthropoda; Insecta; Hymenoptera; Braconidae. Gene Ontology annotation, cellular component: nucleus. The record is from RefSeq and is a predicted model, not a curated record. Gene Ontology annotation, molecular function: metal ion binding.
GUUGCAUACCUGCUCUGAAAAUCUGCAUAGAAAAUACGAAUGUCCAUUUCCCUUAUUGCUAUUUCGGGGAAAUUGAAUGACCUUUCGUUCAGAGGAGGGACUCAAACCCUCAACUGUCAACAAAAGGCUAUUUAGGAAGAAAAAUUAUAGACUAAAAGUAGACCUGACAUUUUAUGACUUCUGACUGUUGAGAAUUCUUGUUUUUAGUGACGAAUUGUGGAUUUUGGGAGGAUAUUUACUUCAUGAAGAAACAGGUCGUGCAAAUGAGAGAUUAUUUUUCUGGGAUAAAUUUUAUUGACAAGUUUGAACGAUUGAAUUUUUUGUGAUUCAUCGACAUUAAUUCAUGAGAAUCAACCCAAAUUUCCAAGAGGAGCACCGAGUCCUUGAGCUUUGGCUUCAGUAUCUUCAUUCAUCAAUUCCAUGACAUUGUGCGUAUUAACUGAAGAUGCAAGCAAGCAAUAAACCCUCGACAAUUUACGUGAACCCGAUGUUCAAAGAGGCACCUAAAAAUGUGAUCCACAUAAAUCCCAAAGUGCACAUCAACAUGGCAAUUCACGUGAAUCCCAGGAUGAUAAAUACACUGACACAUGAUGCGAUGCAACAAGGAAUGAUUGAGAACACCUUCUCCAGGGCGAGAGAUCAAAAGUUUCAGAAUGUCCAGAAAUCUGUUCACGUGAAUCCAAGACUGAUGGAGAAACUCACCAGCAGAAUUCCAGAUGUCGAAAUCAUCGAAGAGAUUCGUAAUGAUGAACGAGUAAAACUCCAACCUCAAACGCAGUCCUCAGGUGGAAUAAUGGAUAAAAGAAAAGCCGAGGUUUCAGUGUUCAAACCUGCAUCUCCGGAUUUAGUUUCUUUAUCGAGGAGGAAAUUGGUGCGGAUAAGACCAGAGAACCAGAAGCUUCCUCAGAGAAAUUGUGGGAGUUCUAUUCUAAAAUCAUUAGGCAAAGGGCAGAUUCUCAGGGUUUCCAGGGGGAAGCAAUUGAAGAAGGUCAAUAGUACAAAUCAUUUGAGGAAAGUGAGUCCUCUCAAGGGUGUUGAUUUUUCGAGUCAAUUGAAGAAAAUCAACAGGGAAGCGAGGAGUUUGAAAAAGGUCACUCAAAAAUCCAGCACUUCAAGGGGCUCACAGAAUAAGUAUAAGAUUGAUAGGACUGGCACUGACAAAAUUAAAACUACAGUCGCAAGGGAGACACUGGGGUCGAAGAACAAGAAUUUGAUAAACAUCGAUGGAGUGUUCUACCGUUCAUCGAAAUCACAGCUGGUGAAGAGUUCCAACAGCAGUUCAUCCCCGAAGAUCCAGAAAAAAUCUCCUGUCUCCCCUCAAUCCAGAAAAAUCCGCACCCACGUCGUGAUAAAUGGAAAAAUAGCAAAAAUAAACCCCAGUACCUUCCGCACAUCGUCCCUGCAGAAUCCAAGCCAAAAAUCCAACUACAAACAUGUGAUAAGCAAUCGAGUAAAACAGAGGUCAUUACAAAUAUUACGACACAAGAUGUGCAAAAAUAAUCAGCCAUGUCUCCUCUUCCAACGAUUUGGCUACUGUGCUAAACAUAUAGAGGGUACCUGCCCCAAAGUACAUGACAAGAAACAAGUAGCCCUAUGUAAAAAUUUCCUCCAGGGUAAAUGCCUUCUCGACAAUUGUCCACUGUCCCACGACGUUGGCCCAGAGAAAAUGCCAACGUGCAAGUACUUUCUCGAGGGCUGCUGCACACGCGACAACUGUCAAUAUCUCCACGUUAAAGUUUCGGCGAAUACUCCAAUAUGUGUGCCUUUCCUUCGAGGAUACUGUGCCAAGGGUGACCAGUGCAAAGAGCGUCAUACCAGCAUUUGUCCUGAAUUUGACAAGUACGGGAAAUGUGCAAAAGGUAAGAAUUGUCCAUAUCCUCAUAAAUCAUGUUUGUUACCACAGCAGAACACUCUGAGGCUUCCAAAAUCGUUAAACUCAUACAACAAGCAAAAAUCACUGAAAAAAUCGGUUGAUAUUUCAUCUCACGGUGACAGUAAAAAGAGAUAUUACGAUGAGAGCUGUAGUACCGAAGAUUUAGAGAGAAAAAAGUGCAAUAUCAAUAAUAAAAUCAGAGUAAUGGCGAUGAUGCACAAAGCAUCGGAGGAUAUUAUCACUGAAGACAUUGAGAUGAAAUCACAACCAAUUGCUGAGGAGAUACGCCCUAGAAGAUCCCCUAUAGGGACCCUGCCAUCUUACAUACCUAUUAAUUAAUAUUUUCUUACUGAAGACUCGUAUCUUUGAUUGAUAUUAAGUGAACUAGGCGAUCCAAGUUAUGUACAAAUUUUAAGAUAAAUAAAUUCGUUUUUCCAUUAACUCUAAGGCCUAAAUUUUUACGCCCCUAUGAUUUAUUCAUCGAGUUAACUAGAUACAACUGCAGUUUUUUUUAUUUUCCCCACUGAUUUGAUUAAUUAUAAUUGAUGGUAGAUUUCAUUCUCUAUGAAAUACUAAGGCUUCUUCGAAUUUACAAGACACGCAGAAAUUGGAUUUCUUUUUUUUUUGUGUGGAACUCUUACGACUAGGAAAUUGUUUUCAUGCACUGGAAGCUUCUGCUAGGGCUGAGCUUGAGGCUAUAAUUUUCUGAAUGACCUCUCAAGAAAUUUUCUUCGUAAAUGAAUGACAUCACUCAUGGUGUACGUUUUUUUUUUUCGUUUUUCAAGUCUCGUUUUUAGAUAAUUAACAACUGCAUUGAGUUGCGUCUGACGACAUGGAUGUAACAGCUAAUUGAUUAUGUUCAUGAAAUAUUGAGGAUAUCCAAGAAUCGUGACGAAUUUCUUUUCGUCGAAAUUCUUCUUGACAUUUGGAGUUCUGAAUUUGAUUAAUUUUGCGUCAUUGAAAAAUAAUCACAAAAAAAGAUAUACAUCAACGAAAAU